GAAUGGUACCUAGCUCACAUAUCGCAGUCAUCACCAAGUGCAGGCAGGCAAACUCACAGACACAGCGAUCGGUCCUAAGCUGUACAAGCAGGGAGACUAGCUCGCAAGAGACACUACUUGGCGUCGUGAUCAGCAGCUAGCUAGCAAGUUCAGUCGAUCGCCAUCGUCACACUCGUCACGUCAUGUCGUCGUCGUUGAUGGAGCACGAGCAGGUGGUGUCGCCUCAGGUGUCAGAGGGCUGCUGCACCUGCAGCAGCAGCAGCUUUAGCAACACCACCACCACCAGCGGCGGCGGCGGCUCCCUGAACGCGUCGUCGCCGAGCUCCAGCGACGACUCCGGCGGCGGUGGCAACAAGGGCACGAAGCGGCCGCGGAGGGACCUGAAGCACCCGACGUACCGCGGCGUGCGCAUGCGGACCUGGGGCAAGUGGGUGUCCGAGAUCCGGGAGCCCCGCAAGAAGUCGCGCAUCUGGCUCGGCACGUUCGACAACCCGGAGAUGGCGGCCCGCGCGCACGACGCCGCCGCCGUCGCCAUCAAGGGCCGAGCCGCGCACCUCAACUUUCCCGACCUGGCACACGAGCUGCCACGCGCCGCGUCGGCGGCGCCCAAGGACGUGCAGGCCGCCGCCGCGCUCGCCGCGGCCACUGUGGUGGUGGCGGCUUCACCCGCCGUCGUCCCGUCCUCCUGCGGCCACGACGAUGCCGACGCCGAGACGGAGGACCUGCCGCCGCCUGAGCGGGCAAUGCCGGAAUGCGAGAGUGUGAAUCAAGCUCAGCUUGAGCAGCUGGGUGGCGACAUUGACAGUGGACUGGGGUUUACGUUCUUGGACGUGCCAGACGCUCUUCUAGACUUCGGGCACAUGUUGUCGCCGCUGCCGCUUCCGUCUUACUGUGGCUCGCCGUGGGAUGACAUCGCCGAUGACCUCUGCUUCGAGGAGCCAUUGCUGCUUUGGGAACACUGACGAUGCAAGACUAGCCAACUCCGUCCGUCCACGAGAUUCUUUUUUUUUUCUUUUGGUCGCUGUGAUGCGUGCUAACAAAUUUUGCAAAAGCACAUGUAGUUACACUGAAUUCAUAGUUUUCAGUUUUUGAUUCCAUUAUAGGGCCUUGUUUAGUUCCAAAUUUUUUUGCAAAAUGAUGUAGCACUUUUGUUUGUAUUUAACAAAUAUUGUCCAA
Sorghum bicolor (sorghum) is the source of this 1176-nucleotide messenger RNA. RefSeq names its product ethylene-responsive transcription factor ERF038. Lineage: Eukaryota; Viridiplantae; Streptophyta; Magnoliopsida; Poales; Poaceae. The transcript has a single exon. The record is from RefSeq and is a predicted model, not a curated record. Gene Ontology annotation, molecular function: DNA binding; DNA-binding transcription factor activity. Gene Ontology annotation, biological process: regulation of DNA-templated transcription. The coding region runs from base 183 to 962 and encodes 259 amino acids.